AACACAUUUAUGGGCUGCACAACAACAUGGCGGGGUAGCUACUGCAGAUAGCAAACGGAGUGACUCAAUGUUGUUUUAGGUUUGUAUCUGGUAAAUUAGUGAAAUUAGCUAUCGUGCGCUCAGGCUCUCUGCGGAAGUGUGGUAUUUUAAUAGAUAGUCACUCACCUUGAAAGUAGUCUAGUUGGAUUGAAAACUGAAACAAUGGUUCGUUUUUUUAAAGCCAACAUCCGCGAAGUUUAGCCACAGCUAGUUAACCUAAAUAACAAUCCAAAUAACAUGUAAGUUAAGUCAAACCAAAUAAUGUAGUUAAUUUGGCCAUGAUAACAUUUGAGAUCUAGCCGGACGACACACACUACAAUAUGUCCCGCUGCUCUGUCGUUCGUUAACUAGCUACCACAAGUACAUUUAUUUCCAAUGGAACGCUGCGAUUGCCUUGCGAACGUAUACAUCCAAUUGUAUGCGUUGACGGCUUGACAGACAUGGUAGUAGAAGGUGAAUGUUGAACUUUUGCUGAACACAUAUCCAGAUGAUGCUGUGUACAAUUUUGCACAAUAACGCUGUCGGUAUGAUCGAGGCGACACACUGUCAUUGUGCUAAAUGGUAUGCAGCAUCAUCUGGAUAUGUGUGCGCAACAAAAGUUCAACACUCCCCACUCCGGUGCUACCAUUUCUGUCAAGCCGUCUAUGCAUACAAUUGGAUGUAUACGUUCGAUAAAUCCAACAUUUGCACCAGGUACCAAAACGAAAAUUGCUGUUGGUGUGAUCGUGUUGUUCAACAUUCAUUUCCAAUGGAAUGCUGCGUUGCAGAGGCAGUUGCAGUUUGUUCUGUGUGGUGCAUACAAGUUGGAUUUAUCAAAAGUAUGCGUAGACGGCUUUAAAGAAACGGUAGCAGAAGGUGAAUGUUGAACUUUUGUUGCACACAUAUCCAGAUGAGGCGGUGUACCAUUUUGCUCGUUUACGCUCUAGGUGUUAUCGAGGUUUGGCUGGAGCAAGGAGUCCAAGUAGCCAGGCAAUUUGAGGUCCCCGAACACUUGCAUUCAGCUUUAUCUAACAUCUUUAAAGAGAGAGUUGUUUGUAGAAUUAUUUUGUGUGUGUGUAUGUGCGCUCAGGAUAAGACGAUAACAUGGAGUCCAUUGACUUGGAGAGGGAGGACCCUCCUAGCUCACUAUCUGGAUAUGCCAAUGGCGAGAUCAUGACCUUGGAGAUCUCAGACGUCUCUCCAGACUUGCUUGUUCUCGAGGUAAAGGACAGCAAUCUACCUGAAAAUAUCCAUGGCAGCCUGGACAUGGAGAUGAAUGCUGACUUUCAUGAGGAUGAUGAUGAUGGGCAUGGUUUUGCAAAUGUGGAACUCCAGUUCUUUCCCUGUGAUGGCUGCGAAGCCUCCUUCACUAGCGAACCGGAGCUGGAGCAGCACUUGAUAAGCUCUCACUCAAUAUGUGAUGUAGCGAGUGAGAGAGGAAGACAGAAGGCCAAGUCAAUGGAAACAGAAGGUGUCUCACCCCUGCACACCUGCAUGACUUGUGGGAAGGUGUUCAAAUAUCUAACUUCAUUCCGAAAACAUGAGGAAACUCAUAUCAAAGCCCUGUACACCUGCAAGACUUGUGGGAAGGAGUUUAAAUACCUAACUUCGUUUACAAAGCACCAGGACACUCAUGUUGUACCAAGAACGAGAGGAAGAAGAAAGGGUAAGUCGAUCAAAGCAGUUGGCCUAAGUGUCAAUAAGAAAAUGAAAGGCCUUCACAUCUGCAAGCACUGUGGUAAGGAGUUCAAAUACGUAACUUCUUUCAUAAAGCACGAGAAGACUCACAGGAUCACGAGAACCAAAAGAAGCCACAAAAAACAGAGGAAACUUUCAACUUCCAAGAUUAUUAUACGUCUUCAAGGCAUUAGGAAAGAUGCCACAGAAACUCAUGUAAGGGCCAACGAGAAAAACAGGAAGAACAGUGAAGAUACUAAUGAUCAGGAUGCAUGUAUUUUAAUAUCUUCCGCUGAGCAGCAAACGCCUGACACGAAACAUUCUCCUCCAUUUCCUUGUCUGGACUGUGGAAAGAUUUUUAAGUUUUUCAAAUCUUAUCAAAAACACCAGAAAAGACAUGCUUGGGCACAGGGCAAAAGUGAAGGAGUGCCUCCUAAACAGAAGCACGGACCAGAAGCGAAAGAACAUAUUAGAUGUCCGGUUUGUGGUAGAGCAUUCAACAAGCAAACAACUCGCAACAAGCACCAGAACAUUUAUCAUCUGAAAAAUAACUUGCAUAAAAACACAAAUGUAUUAACGUGCUGUGAAUGUGACCGCCAUUUUGAAAAGGCAGAUCUUUUCCAAAAGCACAAGUGCUUCCACCUGCGUAAGCAUGUAAAGGCUUUCAUAGAGGCAGGUAGGGUGAGCCAAGAUGGGGAUGUUUUCUAUUGUCAACUCUGUGUCCUACAGCUCACCAGUGGACUGGAGUUUGAGAAUCAUGCCAGGGACAAACACCCAGACCAGUACCGCAAAAUCCUUAAAGCGGUUGGCAAUAUCAUCAAAGACACCUUGAAAGGCUUGCAGACACGAAGGGUUGACAAUCAGUCAACAAGUCAGGAGGAACCUGAAAUAAACUUAAACAGUGUAGGAGAGACUGAGGAGGAUGGAUUGAGACAAUUCAUUUGCAAGAAUUGUGGGGAAUAUUUCCUAUAUCGUGUUUCAUUUACAUUUUGCGGGAAGUGUUUAAAGGAUCGCAAAGACCGCAGGAAAGCAUCCAAGGUGUACCACUGUGAGGAAUGUGGCCAACACUUUGGCCGAAAGGAUCACCUGAAGCGCCACAGUUAUUCUCAUUCUGGCAGUUCCUUUGUCUGUUCUGAUUGUGGUGUUAAAUUCAGGGAUCCGGGAGAGUUGCGUACACAUGAAAAGACUCAUCAGGUGAGAAACCACGCCUGCCAGCAGUGUGGGAAGCGGUUUGAACAGGAAGAGGAACUGAUGUUGCAUCGUGAAGUUGCUCAUCCAGAACCAGGCGGUUAUACAUGCCACCGGUGCGGCAAGACAUUUAGUACAGUGAAAAAUCUGGGAAAACACAGAAUGAUCCAUUCGAAUAAAACUCCCCAUGUCUGUUCAAAUUGCGGUACGAAGUUCAAGAGGCGUGAGCACCUGAGGCGGCAUGAGAGCCUGCACACCAACGAGAAACCUCAUCUUUGUCAUUGUUGUGGUGAUACAUUCGGGCGGAAGGAGGACCUUAACACCCACCUUGGUAAAAUGCACAUCAUAUCAAGACAUUUUCUUUGUAAAGCUUGUGGUACAAGUUUCAAGGACCGUAACGCUCUCAGGAGACAUAGGUAUCACGCUCACACUAAGGCUGGCAAGGUGUUCCAAUGUGAGGCAUGUGGCCUAAGCUUCGGUCGGGCGGAUCAUCUGAAGCGCCACAAGCACACACAUUCCACUGAAAGACCCUUCUCAUGCUCAAUGUGUUACAAAGUAUUCCACCGGGCAGACAACCUCAAGAAGCAUGAAAGAAAUCACAGGAACAAGUGGUUGGAAUACCUGAACACUCACCGCCACAAAACGCCCAAGCAGGAGAGCAGAUUUUCUGAGAGCUCCAAGUGGAAACUGCGUCGAUCUGAAGCAUCAGCCCUACUAAAGCUUAUCCAGAGUCACUCCAAGCAGCAGCAACAUAUCUGCUACGUUUGUAAAAAGACUUUCAGGGGAAUUUACUAUCUAAAGAGGCACCGUCUACUAAACUGCUGUGUACAAAGAAAUAAAAUGGAUUCAUUCCGGUAUGGGACUGUUAAAUAACCUACUUUGGGGUUGAUAAUCUUGAUUUAGAAGUGAAACUUCAUUUUAUUUUGUAGAACUCGUUGGUGUGUUUUUAUAUACAGUGAGCUGUAGAGCUGGGACGAUAAACUGAAAAUGAUCGACACCGAUUGCAUAUCGCAGGGAUUGAGCUAAUAUCGUUCAUUAAGAUAGGUAUCCUAUACUAGAGAAAUGUGACGUUUGAAAUUAAAUACGUUUGCUCAUAUGGGUGAUUGUUAAGGGGACAAUUGAUGGUUACAACCAUCAAACUAGGAGAAGUUUACUAAACAAUCUUUUUUUUAAACGGUGGUGCACAUCGUUAAACUUGUCGUGCGAUUUUAUCGUUAUUGCAUCAAUUCAGGCAAUUUAUCAUGAUAUGGAUUUUUUUUGUCCGUAUCGUCCAGCUCUAGUGAGCUAUGGCUUGCUGUAUAUUGUAUUGUCAUGCAUUUUCACAAUGAAAAUUAUAACAUCAAAAUUAUUGAUUUUGUCUUGUUUCCUGUAUCAUAUACACCCCCCCCCAAUUCAUAUCUCCAAAUAUCCUUCAACAUACUGGUAUUGUUAUAGUAGCAGUUAGGAAGCUUGCAUGCAUACUUUGUAGUAUAGUUCUUACUCUUUACUCUUUACUCUUUUGUAUUACUUUGAAAGUGAACAAUGAAUCACAUGUCAAUUACAUGCAAAAAAAAGAUUGUGUAAUAAAGAGGAAUCACUUUCCUUUCUGUUCCAAAGGGUCCACAUGGUGGAGAUCACAGAACAUUUUUGUGGCCCAGGCUUCUAUAUUAAGGAAAGAUUAUACAAGGAUGGUUUUGUGUUCAACCCUCACCAUCCACAGAUCUGGCAUGGCACAGUCUUUGUUUUUCCCCUCUUAAAACAACUGGUACAAGGGCACAGAAAAUGUCCCCCAAAAAGUAAGGAUACAUAUUUUCCUGUGAAUGUACACAUUUUAUAUUCCGGGAAUAAAGAUCCUGUGAAAAGCCUAAGUUUUAAAUUGCUUUAAUUACAAAAUGU
Molecule: messenger RNA, 4758 nt
Organism: Oncorhynchus masou masou (cherry salmon)
Lineage: Eukaryota; Metazoa; Chordata; Actinopteri; Salmoniformes; Salmonidae
Product: zinc finger protein 729-like
Exons: 2
Coding region: 1123-3756 (877 amino acids)
Biological process (GO): regulation of transcription by RNA polymerase II
Cellular component (GO): nucleus
Molecular function (GO): DNA-binding transcription factor activity, RNA polymerase II-specific; RNA polymerase II transcription regulatory region sequence-specific DNA binding
Source: RefSeq, a predicted model, not a curated record